CUUUUAUUUGCAGCUGUUCGGCCUCCUCCGCACCGAUUUAGGUUGUGAGAGCGCGCCAGUGCAAGGAGGCUGCAGGCUGGAUAAAGCUCACUGGCACGCGCGUAGCUUUGCCGCGAAAGUAAAGGAGCUGUAUUAGAUCGGCACAGCUCAACAAUGCUGCGGCUCGCACUGAUAACAGGCUGCGCAGCUCUGCAGCAUAAAUACGGCCGAGAAACCUAUGGAGCUCGCGUCACGCGCGGCGCCGCCGACCUGCCGCCGCUGCUAUUGAUCCCGCCGGUGGGCGUGGGCAUCGAUCGACAAUUCUACGCGCGUUUUCAGGAUGUGUGGGACGGCGGCGACACACACGCGCCCGAUCUACUGGGUACCGGUGACGCCAAGCCAAAACCGAGGCGCUUCUACAAGCCCGAGGUCUGGGCGGGGCAGCUUGACGCCUACGUCCGGGAGGUGAUCGGGGAGCCGUGCGUGUUGGUGAGCCAGGGCGGGCUCCUGCCCGUGGCGCUCGAGAUGUGGCGCCUCGGCGGCACGGACACGGUGCGCGGCGUGGCCUGCCUCUCGCCGCCGCCUCUGAGCUUCGUGGCGUCGGAGGGCGUCGAGGCGGACCGCACCGCGCCGGCCGUGCCCCGCGCCCCGCGGCGCAUCCAGCGAGUCGCCUGGGCGGUUUCUUCGUCGCCCGUUGGAAAUCUGUUCUUUCGCCGGCUCCGCGGGAAGAAGGGCGAGCGCAUACGGUCGUUUACCGAUAAAAAUCUAUUCGCCGGCGAAUCGGACGAUGCCUGGGUGAAGCAGUGUUAUGAGAGCGCUCGCGACUCUCGCGGGAGAUUUGCUACUUUGUCGUAUCUCUGCGGGACGAUACCCGCCGGCGGUGCCUGGCGCGACGAGCGGGGCGGCCUGCUUGCGGAUUUGAUGGUCCCGACUUCGAUCAUCCGAGGAGUCUUCCCGGGAGCCCGCGAUCCCGUGAACCGCACGCGCGAGGCGCUCGAGCAGCUCCCGUUUCCAGCCGGCGGAUACAUCAUUCGGGACGCCCGGGCCUGCCUGCCGUGGGAGCAGCCCGAACAAACGGCCUCGGCACUGCUGAGCUUCCUCCGAUCAAGCUCCGAAAAGGACCUGGCCGUCCAGUACGUAGGCACGUAAUCAUGUCACAACAUC
Pelagomonas calceolata is the source of this 1143-nucleotide messenger RNA. The record is from the annotation of a GenBank genome assembly. NCBI's taxonomy places the organism in Eukaryota, Pelagophyceae, Pelagomonadales, Pelagomonadaceae.